Linum trigynum is the source of this 2415-nucleotide messenger RNA. Lineage: Eukaryota; Viridiplantae; Streptophyta; Magnoliopsida; Malpighiales; Linaceae. The record is from the annotation of a GenBank genome assembly.
CUGUAAUGGCUUGGUGGUAUGCAGUGAGUGAAAUAGUAGAGUGUUCCUUCUGUAUUAGGUCCAUCUAUUGUUUCAGUAGCUUUGUCAUAGUGAUGUCAAUCUGGAUGACUUAAAUCUUGGGAAGUAGUUAGAUCUUUAUUGUGAUUCCAAAGAGCCAACGUGAUUGGCUUGGCUAGGGUUGGUGUCAGUAAUCGAAUCGUUUCUUUCAUCAUUGAAUAAAAUCUUUCUUGUUCUACAAACUGUCAAACUGAGUGUUGCUGAGUAUAGUGCUUCAAGAAUUUCAUCUCAUUCAAAGUCAACAAUUGGUAUCAGAGCAGGCUCUUCAAAGGAUUAGCAAUCGGUGAAGAGGAUCCGUUCAGGAUGACAGGAUUAUCACCUGCAUCAGCUUCAUACUCUGCGAGCACAAAUCCGCCAUGGUUUGAUGGGACGGAUUACACGGUAUGGAAAAAGAUAAUGAGGAUCGACCUCUGCGGCAUUGAUGGAGACAUCUGGAAAAUUGUCCGCAAAGGACCCAUUCCUAUGGAUGAAGAAGAUGAAGAAAAGUGGGAAGAUGAGCAAAUGAUCUCAUCCCAACUAGAUUCAAGGGCGAUGCACAUCCUGUUCUCUGCCCUCUGUCCAGAAGAAAGGAGUCAAGUGGCUCAGUGCGAAAUUGCCAAGUAAAUAUGCGAGUCUCUUCAGACUACCCACGAAGGUACUGACUCGCCUUUACCGUCACACUAGAAAAUGGCCGAGUGCAACCACCUACUAGUGCUUAGUAUAGCGGGUUUGAGUUUUAAUGUCAACCCGGGUCCUAAGUGUGAUGACUACUCUGGGAAUUCUUAUUAUUUAGCAAUGAAAAUGUAGUGAAGGUCCAAGUAAACAAACAAGCAAAGCAGUAAAAGGUUUUUUUCAAGUUGAGAGAGGUCACCUGGAUAUGGUUCGCCUUAGACUGCAGUUAAGGCAGAUUGUAAUUUACCAAGCUCUAAUUCAAAGAUAGUUAUACUGCGGGAGGUUCUUAAACAGUCUGCAGUCUCGACUAAAGGUCUCCAGACCCUCUCAAUAUGAGUCCCCAGCCGGGCGACUAACCUCCAUCGGAGUAAACAGAUUGAGGCCCUAAUAAACCAAACCUCCUCUACCGGAGUAACUCCAGUACAUAAUAGUGAAUUGACUCCUCGACUAAAGUUGUCAAUUCACUACCUCCAAUCAAGGGUGCUCUAUCAACCUAGGCAGAUAUUCCCUUUCUAGGUCAAAGCAGAAAUAACAGGAAUUUGAUCAGGAUUCGUGCCAUUCAUAAAAUCAAUCCUCAAUUGAAUAUAAUCAAGUCAAUGGAUUCAAACUCGGGUUCAUACAAUCAGACCUAACAUACAAAUCUAGGGGUUCUUCAUACCCAGGUGAAUGUGGAAGUUACUCCAUGAAGAAAGAAGCAAACUCUAGCUCAGAAGCAGAAAACAUGCUGUGAAGAAUAGGGUUCUGCUUCUGGUCGUCAAUCGGCACUUCUCCAAGCGUUAUCUGGGCUCCACUGAUGAUGAAGAUCGAUCUAAGGGGCUUGGGAACUCUCGUUCGUCGCUUUCUCUCUCUAGGUAUCACUUUCUUUCUCUAAAACUCGGAACCCUCCAAAAAUCAGCCUUCUUUCCCUUAAAAACCAGCAAGCCGCGAUCCCCGGUCAUAAUCCCCGGUCGGGUAUUUCGGGUGCCCUGCCGGGGAUUUCGAAAUGUAGCGCAGCGGUACAGGGGAUAAUACCCGAUCGAGGUCAAGAAUACCCGAUCGGGUAUUUUUGCUCUCUGGCCGGGACCUCGUCUGCCUUCUGGGCGUCCAAAACUGCUUUUCCCUGGCCUCCUCAGAAUUUUACCCGGCCGGGUAUUUUAACUCCUGGCCGGGUAUUUUGCUCUUCCAGCACCCUUCACUCCCAUGUCCUCCUUUUUUACCCGAAACUCAUUUCCUCGCCUUCACGUCAACGCCAAGUCCUGAAAUAUGACAUAAACACACAACCUAGCGUGAAAUCAGCUUAAAACACGAGAAUCAACAUCUCAAACGGCUCAAAAAUGGAGGUAAAAAUAUGUGCAAUCAAUGGUCUAUCAGGUACGUCAGAAGUAAAAGAAAGUAGAUAGAUAUGCCGUUAAACGAAUAUGAAUCAUUUGAAAUGAAUUUUGGAGAAUCAAUAUCUAGUAUGUAUAAAAGGUUCAAUGAUCUUAUUAAUAGGCUGAAAGGCUUAGGAAAAGUGUUUGCCGCCAAGGAACUUGUUAGAAAAAUACUCAGACCCAAGAGAACUACUAUAGAAGAAGCUAAGGAUCUAAAUGUGCUAUCUAUUGAAAGGCUGGUAGGUUCCUUGUUAAGUCACGAAGAAGUAAUCAUACAAAUGAACAAAGAAGACAAUCAACGUAAAAAGGUUAUUGCCUUCAAAGCUCAAGACUAUGAUAAUGAAACAGAAUAUGAACU